Maniola jurtina (meadow brown) is the source of this 2323-nucleotide messenger RNA. RefSeq lists its product as uncharacterized. The record is from RefSeq and is a predicted model, not a curated record. Gene Ontology annotation, molecular function: serine-type endopeptidase activity. The transcript has 7 exons. Bases 93 to 2201 code for a protein of 702 amino acids. NCBI's taxonomy places the organism in Eukaryota, Metazoa, Arthropoda, Insecta, Lepidoptera, Nymphalidae. Gene Ontology annotation, biological process: proteolysis.
GUAGGUACACAUUGGCAUAACAACUAGCUCUGUUUUAAAGUUUCGAAUUUGUUAAAAAAAAGAGUGAUAUUAUAAACUUAGUUUAUUUUAACAUGCAUCCUUUCAAAUGCAGUAUUUUUAUUUCGAUCGUUUUUAAUUAUUAUCUUGAAUUAACUCAAAGUCUUAAUGAAAUGCCACCGAUUGACGACGAGAUUGUAAAAUCUGAAGCCAUUAUACGUAACACAUUUAAUAGCCUCUUUUACAAUCUUAAAUUGAAACAGAUCAAAGAAAAUAUAAAAUUAAAGGAAUAUUCAACUAUUCACAAAUAUUUUACGUCUCUUGCGUUGCAAGAUUAUGAUACUUUAAAUAAAAUUGCUCGAAUGGUAAAAGUAAGCAGUAAAAAUGUAAAUAAAACAGCAGAUUUUAUGGGAAUGAUAAAUAAUGUUUUUGAGCUCAACCAAUUUACAGAAAAUAGUAAAAAUAAAUCAACAGAAUAUAAUGAUGAUAAUGUUAUCAGAUAUAUAUUAUAUUUUCUAAAAAUUCUAAAAAAAUUAAAAGAGACAAAUAAUGUUGAUGAAGUAUAUCUGAAUAUAAAUGCCAAUAUUGUAAAUCUCUUGAAAGAGCAUAAAAGGAUAUCUAACGACUCGGUCAAUUUCUACAAAUCUGACGACAAUAACAUUCUAAGUGAAAACGAAUUUUGGGAGACCAGUGGUCGUCGAAUCUUCAAAGGCGAUAGAACCAAGAUAAAAUAUUUUCCAUUCAUGGCGUCCAUCCAAAUCUUCAAUAACUUUCACUGCGCUGGAUCGAUAAUUAAAUCUGACCUGAUUAUCACGGCUUCAUCGUGCUUGCAACUGGCGUGGAAUAAUCGAUUAUUUCGGGAAAAUCCAGCUUUUCUGUCAGCUCGUGUUGGCAGCAGCUUCUACAGCGGUGGUGGAGAAGUAAUUCCCGUGCUUGAGAUAUACUUUCAUCCCAGCUAUAAUCCAAAGACCUUGAGAAAUAAUAUCUGUUUGUUACGAUUGGUCAGGCAUUUAAACUUUAGGAGAAAGAGUAGAAGAAUAAAGAAAAUUGAUUUUGAUAGACAGCCUUCAGGUAUUCCUGUGACCACUCCAGGCAUAACUAUUCUAGGAUGGGGAGCAAAAACACACAGCCCUAUUAUUGGUAACCCUUGGAAAAAUAUUUUGUCAUAUACUGUCCUUCAUGUAUAUCCAUUACAAGACUGCCAAGACGUUUAUUCAAGAGAGUAUGUUACCAGGAAGAACUUCUGCGCUGGAUUUUUUUCUAGAGGCGGAGGGGCUUGUAAUCGUGACGUUGGUGGUCCUGGAAUAGUAGACAGUAAAUUGAUGGGUAUAAUAAGUUUUGGAUCUCCCGUAUGUGGGACACCAGAUGCUCCAACAGUGUUUACUAAGUUAGGCUACUACAGUGAUUGGAUUGAAGAAAUAAUGGAAAUGGAUAUUCCGGUCUCUAAAAAGAGAACAACUCUGAAACCAUUACACGAUCCAUUUACAGCUCUACCUUUAUAUUCAACUAAAAAACCAACAAAGUUUAAAAUACAGCCGCAUACCGGAGGAACAAUGACUCCAAUCCCAAUAUCGGUUAUCGACAACCAACUCCGUAUUUUCGAUAAUAAUGUCUUUAAAGAUUUCUUAGCUACUAUGUUUCACAGCGAAGAAGUAGCUGAAGAUCAAGACGUUGAAGAUGUUGAAGGGAGUAUAGAGCUUGAAACGACAGUCAAAUAUGGAACAAAGUAUUAUGAAGACGUAACUGAAAAAGCAAAGCGAAUUACAGAAUAUGAAGACGUUUCUACAGAUGAAAUUGGCGCAAGUCAUAAAAAUACUGCUGUCACUCUAAUUAAUGCGGAAAAUCAACAAAGUGUUUAUGAUUCUGAUGAAGACAUAGAAAAGUUGAUUGAAAACGUAAGCAUGGAAAAAAAUGUUAAAGGAGAUGUAAUGGUGACGCCAAUAGUUGAUAAGGAGACUAAAGAUAGUGAUAUAAAAUCCAAGGGUUCCCAUAAGUCUAAAAAUGAGAAUUUACUUACUUUACUGUAUUUAUCUGAUGAUGAAAAAAAGGACAAUGUAAAAAUGAUCCCAGUAGACGAUAAUAAUAUAGUUAGUGAUGAAUGGGAUGACUUUUCCGGUAUGAGCAUUCCCGUUAAUUUUGAUGACUUGACAAGAGCAAAACACAAAGUAGUUAGUGAGUUGCCUGAAAGCGAUUUAUUUAGGUAGGAAAUUCCGAAUAUAGAUAUUAAUUCUCAAAGUGUUAAAUAUUUAUUUUCAAUUAGAUAUAGGAAUUGUUGAUUUGAACAACUAUGAUCUCCCCUAUUGAUCUAAGUCAAAAUAAACAAAUA